Iphiclides podalirius (scarce swallowtail) is the source of this 234-nucleotide messenger RNA. The record is from the annotation of a GenBank genome assembly. NCBI's taxonomy places the organism in Eukaryota, Metazoa, Arthropoda, Insecta, Lepidoptera, Papilionidae.
AUGGCGAUAGUCGUCCCAUCAUCAGGGAAAUCGAAGGCGUGUCGCGGUCUUAGCCAUUUGCGGCGGAACGUAGCUAGCGGUAAGCGCAUCAUAAAUCGCAUACCUCAAAUUUCAUGUGUUCUAACGCCAUUUGAAAUACGAUUGACAAAUCAUGUCAAACUUACAACCAAGUCCGUACAACAAUAUAUCGGGAGUGCCACCGAAAAAUACUGGGCCACCGUAUUCAAGCCAAUA